This is a messenger RNA of Oryzias latipes (Japanese medaka), 864 nucleotides long. The record is from RefSeq and is a predicted model, not a curated record. NCBI's taxonomy places the organism in Eukaryota, Metazoa, Chordata, Actinopteri, Beloniformes, Adrianichthyidae.
AUCAUGUUAAAGAUUGUGUGGGUCAGCAGAAAACAAAGUUUGAUGUUCUGGUUGUUUUUUAGAGAUAGAUAACAGACUUUGCAUCAUCAAAAAAAUAGGCCACUUCUACAAUCUUUGCUAAAUUUAUAAUCAGAUCAUGUUCUGUUGUGUGCUUUUGAAACAUUUUGGGGUGUGGAUGAUGGGUGGAGAGACUCCCUGAAGAAUAUAAGGAAGCAGCUCAUUCUUUGCAUCCAUCAAUCUUUGGAAUCUCAAUCCGUGCAAAUCAACUCCAACAAGAGACGUUAAAGCUUCCCUCUGUAGAUCUACGCCUGAAGCUCCAACAUGUUUGUCUUUUUCUUGGUUGGUCUUGCACUGAUGGCUGUGUCUCCUUCAGAUGGAGUGGAACUAGAGAGUGGAAACUGUCCAGAGUUCUCAUUCUACUUUCAAAAUCGCUGCUACAGGUACUUCGCCACACAAAGGACCUGGACUGAAGCAGAAAGCGACUGUGUGUCUGAAGGACUGAACCUGGUGUCCAUCCACAGUCCAGAAGAGCAGAGAUAUGUCAAAUUUUUAAUAUCAAACUUUGACACCAACGAGAGAGCCACAUGGAUCGGUUACACUGAUGCUGAGCAGGAAGGAGUGUGGCUGUGGUCUGACAGAACCAUAGACAACUACCAGAACUGGAACAGAGGAGAGCCAAACAACUUCAACGGUCCAGAAAACUGCGCAGUGACCAACUGGGGGUUUUUCAGGAGAUGGAAUGACAUAAACUGCUCGGAAAAAUUCCCUUUUCUUUGUGCAUCUCGGAAACAUUGAAUGCUGAUCGGAUCCAAUUCCAUCCACUUUCAAUCUGUGUUUCUCUGUAGUCUGGGCUGCUUUAUUUAG